Molecule: messenger RNA, 309 nt
Organism: Medioppia subpectinata
Lineage: Eukaryota; Metazoa; Arthropoda; Arachnida; Sarcoptiformes; Oppiidae
Source: the annotation of a GenBank genome assembly
UUUAAUUAUUUAAAUACAGGUAUCCAGGAAAGUACCCCGUUCAACGCUGGCAACAUUAUCAGCGCGGUGGUUAUGUUUGUCAUAUUCGCCGCCUGGUCUGUACUUACCGUCGCUAUACUGUUGCUUAUGGAGGGCUUGUCAGCAUUUUUGCACGCCCUGCGACUUCACUGGGUCGAGUUUCAGAGCAAAUUCUACGAAGGUGCCGGUUACGCAUUUCUACCUUAUUCAUAUAAAAAUAUUGUCCAACAGCUGUUGAGACCCAAAGAUUAGACCAAGAACAUUAUGUUAAAAAUAUUAAUUAAUUAUCGA